UUGAAGCCGGUGUUAAGGCGGCUGUCUGAGGGCAGAGCGGAGCUGCUCCACCUCCGCUCGGCGUCGGACGGCAGCGGCAUGGCGCUCCGGGGAGCCUGCCUGCUCCUCUGCCUCCUCUCCCUCGCCCAGGUCUCCGGCCAGCAAAACGCCAAAGCCCGGCAAAAGCCGGUGCCUUCCAAGAAAGAUGGUGUGAGCCUCAAAAUGAUUGAAGACCUGAAGGCCAUGAUUGACAACAUCUCUCAGGAGGUUGCUCUACUGAAGGAAAAGCAAGCACUCCAGACAGUUUGCCUGAAAGGCACCAAAAUUCACCUAAAAUGCUUUCUUGCAUUUUUGGAGACCAAGACGUACCAUGAGGCCAGCGAAAACUGCAUCUCGCAGGGCGGCACGCUCAGCACCCCCCAGAGCGGGGAGGAGAACGAUGCCCUCUACGACUACAUGCGCAAGAGCAUUGGCUCCGAGGCAGAGAUCUGGCUGGGCCUCAACGACAUGGCGGCGGAGGGCAAGUGGGUCGACAUGACAGGUGGCCCCGUCCGCUAUAAAAACUGGGAGACUGAAAUCACCACCCAGCCCGACGGCGGCAAGCUGGAAAACUGCGCAGCCUUGUCGGGAGCCGCCGUCGGGAAGUGGGUCGACAAGAGGGUCAAGGAGUUGAAGUCUUAA
Molecule: messenger RNA, 660 nt
Organism: Pelecanus crispus (Dalmatian pelican)
Lineage: Eukaryota; Metazoa; Chordata; Aves; Pelecaniformes; Pelecanidae
Gene: CLEC3B
Product: C-type lectin domain family 3 member B
Biological process (GO): bone mineralization; ossification
Source: RefSeq, a predicted model, not a curated record